GCCGCCAGGGGGCGCCGCUUCCCGCGCGGUGCCGCUCUGGCGGACGGCGCCCCCUGUGGGCCCGGUGGCGGCGCGGGCGCGGGGCCCGAGGCGGCGGUGGCGGCCGCGGCCAUGUCCCGCCGGGGGCCCGCGCAGGUGUCGGGCAGCCUCCGGCGGAAGGCGGUGCCGCGCCGGGCCCCGUCGGAGCUGCAGGAGCUGCGGAGCCGCACGGAGCGCGCGGAGCGGCGGCUCCUGGCCUGCGAGAACCUGGUCGGGGAGCUGGGCAGCGGCCUGGGCGCCCUCAGCACCCUCCUGCAGGACUACGGGCAGCUGCAGCAGCGCCUGCUCAACCUGGAGAACCUCCUCAAGAACAGGAACUUCUGGAUCCUGCGCCUGCCCCCCGGCUCUGCGGGGGAGAUCCCCAAGGUGCCGCUCACCUUCGAUGAUAUCUCGGUGUAUUUCAACGAGCUGGAGUGGGAGAGGCUGGAGCGCUGGCAGAAGGAUCUGUACAGGGCCGUGAUGAGGGGCAACUACGAGACCCUGGUGUCCCUGGACUACGCCGUGUCCAAGCCCGAUAUCCUGUCCCGGAUGGAGAGGGAUGAAGAGCUCAGUGCCAAGGAGGGCCAGGAGUGCCCCUGGCCACAGACUGGGGACGCUCAGGAGGAGAUGGACAGGGCAGGCCAGGCCCCGGGAGGUGAAACCCCCAUGGAGGCUGCCCCAGGGAGGUGCCAGGAGGAGGUGGCUGCUCCUGGAGAUCUCCCCUUGGUUAAGGAAGAGCUGCUCACUCCAUGGACUAAAGCACCCUGGAGCACCGUGAACCCUCAUCCCACGAGGAGUGGCUGCUCUUGGUCGGACGAAUCCCGUGGAGAGAAGCCUGCAGGAGGGUCUGGAGCACUGGGAAAGGCCUCCUGUAAGACUGGGGGUUCCAGAGACAUCCCUGCCAGCUGUGGAGGGACAGGGAAUACGCUGGGAAACAGUGCCGAGCCCAGGCCCAGCAGCCGCGCCUGCGUCGAGAGGGAUGAGGAGCCCUCAUGGACACGGAGUGGGAACAGCCACAAAACCCCCCAGACACCCACUGGGGACAGCCAGGAGCGCCCCGAGACACAGGCUGGGAACAGCCCGAGGUCCCCACGGACACGGAGUGGGAACAGCCAGAAAAGCCCACAGACACAGACUGGGGACAGCCCAAAGUCCCCAUGGACACGGAGUGGGAACAGUGAGAAAACCCCACAGAUACAGACUGGGGACAGAAAUAAAACCCCAUGGACACGGAGUGGGAACAGCCACAAAACCCCAGAGAUACCCACUGGGGACAGCCAGAACCCCCCACAGACACAGACUGGGGACAGCCCAAAGUCCUCAUGGACACGGAGUGGGAACAGCCACAAAACCCCACAGAUAGAGAUUGGGGACAGCCAGGAACCCCAUGAGACACAGACUGGGAACAGCCUGAGAUCCCCACGGACACGGAGUGGGAGCAGCCAGAAAGCCCCACAGAUACAGACUGAGGAAAGGCAGAAAACCCCACAAGUACAGACUGGGGACAGCCAGAACCCCCCACAGACACAGACUGGAGACAGCCCAGAGCUCUCAUGGACACGGAGUGGGAACAGCCCAAAGUCCCCAAGGACACAGACUGGGAACAGCCCGACACCCCCAUGGACACAGACUGCGAACAGCCCAAAGUGCCUGUGGGCACACACUGGGGACAGCCAGACACUGCCUCAGACACAGACUGGGGACAGUCAGAACCCCCUCCAGACAGGUGUCCCCAACAAUCAGAAGCCCCCACGGACUCCAGAAGAGACAGAGCAGCAGGAAGAGGCUUCAAGAGAGGAUCCCAUGCCCAUGGAAGCUGGCCCAGAACUCCCCAUCCUGCUGAUGAACGUGAUGUCCCUGGGGGAGCAGCAGCUGGGGACACUGACAGAGGAGGACCUGGAGAUGGAGGAGGACCCGGCAGAGCCUGACACUGAGGAAGCCUCCCCCGUGGAGGAUGAAACGCCGAGCGAAGGGGCUUCCCCCGAGGACAUCAAGGUGAAGGAAGAGGAGCCUGAGCUGCUGCCAGAGGAAUCCACACCCUCUCCCAGCUCAGAGAUGCAGAAGUGUCCCAAGAACGAGCUGGCGAAAGCCAAGAGCAAGAAGAAGCCGAACCGGUGCGAGACCAGCAACCUCCUGAUGGGGAACUGCCGGCGCGGGUACGUGCGGGAGUGGUGCCACCCCUGCACCGAGUGCGGGAAGCGCUUCCGCCUCAAGAUCAACCUCAUCAUCCACCAGCGCAGCCACGCCAAGGAGGGCCCCUACGAGUGCCCCGUCUGCGAGAUCGGCUUCAGCAACAAGCGGCACCUGGACCUGCACCACAGCAUCCACGUCAAGGACAGAGCCUUCGGGGCCAAGGUGUGGGGCAACGUGCACCCCGAGCUGCGCAUCCGCCCGCGCCGGCACCUGUGCGGCGGCACCGCCCACGGCAGGGCCUGGCCGGGCCAGCCCAAGAGGGAGCCGGACGCAGAGGGCGCGCCCGGCCCCGGGGCGCCGCGGCCGCCCGACUCCAGGCUGAAGUGCCCCUACUGCAAGAAGUUCCUGUCCUGCUCCGUGUCGCUGCAGCGGCACCUCCAGACGCACGCGCGGGAACGGCCCUACUUGUGCAGCGCCUGCAACAAGUGCUUCACCCGCAGCACCCACCUCCUGCGCCACAAGAAGAUCCACGAGCGCGCCCUGGCCGCGCUCCAGGGGGAGGGCCCGGCCCCGGCCCUGCAGCGCGGCGCUCCCGAGGCCCAGAGCGGCCUCUCCCAGGGGAACGGGAGGCUGGAGGCGGUCACAGCCAGCCUGCCCCACGAGCUGCAGCCGGGAGCGACAGCGCUGGGGCUCCCAGGCAAAGGCUGCCUGCUCCCUGACUGCAUCAGGAAGGCCGUGCAGCCCGUGGUGCAGCUGGGGUCGAGGGCAGUGGCUUCGGGGGUGACAGAGAAAUGACCCUGGGACAGAUGUGAACUGUGCGUGUCCCUGGAGAAAAGCUGUGAGUUUGUUGGGAUCUGAUGGGAUUUGGAAUUUGCUGCGUUUUAGGAGCUUCCUGGGUUGUACAAAGAAUGGGAAGCUUGGAGACCACAACAGGGAGCAAAUUGCAGAAGCCUCCAGUGAUCCAUCACGCUUCACUAAUCCACUGACCUGUUCCUGCUGGCUGAUGCUUGGAAUUUUCCCAAGCUGACAUUCCUGGGAGAUGAGCAGGUGAAUCCUGGUCAAACAGGAGCAGAGCUUUCACAUUCCUUGAUGCUGGAGCUGACCCCUUGCACUCGGGAACACAACUGAAGCGGGCAGGGAGAGGGAAUGGAGCAUUCCCAAGCAGCCCUGUGCUCCAUGGACCAAGCUUCCUGAGGCACCAGAUGGAGAGUGACAUCUUGGAGACCCCACUGUGUCCUGGCUCUGGCGAGGAGAUCAGCCAACGCCCCCUCCAGCAGGCUGGGAACGCUGGAGCUUUGCACUGGAAGAUCCACAGGACAAACCAAACCCCAAUGUUCUGGCCUGGCAUGUUCCGGGGAUCCCGGCAGGUCCAUCAGGGAGGCCACAGGCACCCUCAGGACCAUCCUGCAGGGGUGCAGAGUGAUUCUAGCAAUACCUGACGGGUCAGCCAGCCCCUGCUGCAGCAGCACCCCCGUGGAUCCGCCUGCACAGAGCAGCCCCUCGGCUCUGGAGGGAACUCCCGCUCUCCCAACCGCAGCUCAUCCCCUCUUGCCCAAAUCCCAUCCUGGUGAAUCCUGUGGGAGAAGUUGUGCAGCUACCUCAGUCAGGGAGAGGGGACGUGCCCGGAGGCAGCGCUGGAGCCAGGCCUGGCGCUGCUCCGGUGUCUGUGAGCAGAGCCCACGCGCAUCCACCCCACACGGACCCAGGGAGCAGCUGCUGGGACUCCUGCAGUCAGUUUUCCAGGUUUUUUUGGUUUCUUUGCGCUGUUUGAUGUAGUCAUUUGACAUCCUGUGUCUCUGUCCCUCUCUGAGCAGUGAGCACUGGCAGGCUUUUCCUGCCUUUCAUUCCGAGGCACUCCCGGGGUGGGAUGGUGCUGCUGCUGCUGUGGGAAGCUUUGGGAGCUGAGGGGACACCUGUGCCACAUCCAGGUGUGAUCCUCGGCCACCUCCUGCUCCGUGGGACAGACAGCAGCCUCCAGCUGCUCCACAGGAAUACAGUGACAUCCCACUGCUGCUCUGGGCUGCUGUCUCACAAUUCCUGCCCCUGGGAUUGCGGUGUGGAGCAUUCCCAGGCUGCAGCAGGAGCCAGGAGGGGGCCAGUGGCUGGCACAGGGGGUUGAUGCCUUGUGCACGUGGGCCCAUGGAUGCAGCAGUCAGCCAGUGGCUGGUUCUCCCUGUUAUCCCUGCCCAGGCAGAGAUCCCAGUGCUCCCCAGUUCAUCCCAGGGCCAUGGCUGAGCUGUGUGCCGGUGUUGCCCGUGGGUGAAUCCCCCCAGGCCAGCAGCAGGGCCAGCAGCCCCAGCCUGGCAUUGCUAAUUCUGCUGUGACCGGGAGCAGCAUUUCCUGCGACAUUCCCGAUCCCUGUCUCAGGCUGUGGAAUCAAUAAAGUAUUUGUGUCUA
Prinia subflava (tawny-flanked prinia) is the source of this 4548-nucleotide messenger RNA. Its product is annotated as ras-responsive element-binding protein 1-like. The record is from RefSeq and is a predicted model, not a curated record. The transcript has 7 exons. The coding region runs from base 112 to 2946 and encodes 944 amino acids. Lineage: Eukaryota; Metazoa; Chordata; Aves; Passeriformes; Cisticolidae. Gene Ontology annotation, biological process: regulation of DNA-templated transcription.